This is a messenger RNA of Penicillium nucicola, 624 nucleotides long. Its product is annotated as Mpv17/PMP22 family protein. The transcript is spliced from 4 exons. Bases 1 to 624 code for a protein of 207 amino acids. Gene Ontology annotation, cellular component: membrane; cytoplasm. Lineage: Eukaryota; Fungi; Ascomycota; Eurotiomycetes; Eurotiales; Aspergillaceae. The record is from RefSeq and is a predicted model, not a curated record.
AUGCCCUCACCGUUGGUUGUGACCUUUGUACAGGCAACACUCCUUAAUGCCAUCUCCAAUGUUCUGGCCCAGCUGAUUGACCAGCGCAACAGCAAAGCACCUUUUCAUCUCAACACUCUCGCACUCAUUCAAUUCAUUACUUAUGGUUUAAUUAUUGUACCACCUAAUUUCUACUGGCAACGCGCCUUGGAAGCGCGUUACCCAGGCUUCCCGACACGCGCCGAGUUCACCAGCGCAGUCCGCUCUUUGUCACUAAAAGCCCUCUUCUCGCCCCGAGCAUGGCUGUCUCUUUUCUCAGGCUCACUCAAGGAGGAAACACUUCCGAGCCACGACAAAGAAAAAGAGAAACAUGUGCGGUGGGCACCGCGAGUCCAGAAUUCCGGACUGCGCAAUUUCAUCAUGAAGUUCUUCUUCGACCAAACCGUUGCAUCGGUUGUGAAUCUUGUUCUGGUGUGGGAGCUGGUUAUCGAGGAUUUCCGCCCCAUUAUGACUGCUCGUCUCAAAUAUCGGCCCCUGGUAUCUGUUUUAAUGUACACAGUCAUUCCUGUGGAUCGACGGGUUGUCUUUGGAAGUGCCUGUGGGGUGAUUUGGGGUGUCUAUCUGAGCCUAUACGCGGUGGUUUGA